Molecule: messenger RNA, 1236 nt
Organism: Schistosoma turkestanicum
Lineage: Eukaryota; Metazoa; Platyhelminthes; Trematoda; Strigeidida; Schistosomatidae
Source: the annotation of a GenBank genome assembly
UUUACAUUUACAUUCUCAUUUUGUAUAUGAUUGUGAAAUAAUACAUAUAUAUUGGUUCUAUCUAGAUUCGUUUAUUUAUUGAUCAUGCUAUACAAUUUGUAUCAAUAGUUCUAACAAUUUAUUGUAUCUUAUAACUAACUAAACUACCUUAUCAAACAAAUAUCAUUGAUACACAGAUCUUUCUCUGUUUAAUAACUGAUUAGUUCUAUAUUAAAACAAAAAGAGAAAAUAAACAAUUGAACACUUGUAUUAUUUAUUCAAUAUUCAAUUUUGGAAAUAAAAUAAUUGAUUGUAAAAAACAAAAAAACAAACACUCAAAGUAAAACAACAACAACAAAAUUUGUAUACAAAUAAUAAAUAAUGCAAAUGUUCAGUGUAAUUGUUGCCCAGUUCAUUUUGCUUUUAUACACUACAAAUUAUGUGACAUCACUUAAAUGUUAUCAAUGCAAUUCACAUGCUGAUAGUGUAUGUAAUAGUGUUUUAAAUUCACGUGAACGACCAAAAGAAUGUCCACCACAUUUACAAUCAUCAUGUAAAACUGUAGUUCAGGAAGCACCAUAUAUUUACAGUCAUAAUGCUACAAAUCGACCAACUGUACGAAUUUAUCGUGAUUGUAGCGCUAUUCCAACUGAAUCGCCACAAUGUAUCGACAGAGUGGGUACAGACAAAGUGAAAAUGCGCUAUUGUAUAUGCACAGAUGAUGCAUGCAAUCAAAGUAUUUUAACUACUAGUGUACAAGUCAAAUCAAUCAUACUUUCAAUAAUGUUCAGUAUUUUAACUUAUUCAUUCUCGUUAAAUUAGAAGUUCAAUUCGAAUCGAAUUGAAUAGAAUAAAAAUUCAUCAACGCCGAAUGUAGUAGUAAAUCAAUCAGUCAAGUGAACACAGCACAUUUGAUAUGGACGAAAAAAAAAACAGCUUAUUGAAAAAAAAACAAAAAUUUAUAUCACUUUUAUUGUUUGUUCCUUUUUUAGAUUCUCAAAGUUAUUAUUAUUAUUGUUAUUUAGAACAUUCAUUAGUUUGUAUCCAAUUAAAACUGUAUGACGACGAACUAUCAUCAUUUUUAUUAAUUUGUUCAAUUUACAAUGGAAUGAAUUAUUCUUUGAUCAAUACUAUCUAGUUUCUAUUUUUUUUUUCUGUUUUUAAAUCUUUAGCCAUUUAACAAACAUGCUUACGUUGUCGUUCUCUCUUAGAUUUCAUUUUCUAAUUAAAUACAUUACAAAUAAUUUCAGUUAACAA